Eremothecium cymbalariae DBVPG#7215 is the source of this 630-nucleotide messenger RNA. It is a transcript of the gene ERV25, whose product is annotated as Erv25p. The record is from RefSeq and is a predicted model, not a curated record. Gene Ontology annotation, cellular component: endoplasmic reticulum-Golgi intermediate compartment; Golgi apparatus; endoplasmic reticulum. The coding region runs from base 1 to 630 and encodes 209 amino acids. NCBI's taxonomy places the organism in Eukaryota, Fungi, Ascomycota, Saccharomycetes, Saccharomycetales, Saccharomycetaceae. The transcript has a single exon. Gene Ontology annotation, biological process: intracellular protein transport; endoplasmic reticulum to Golgi vesicle-mediated transport; Golgi organization.
AUGAAAUAUUCAGUGAUAAGUGUUUUAUUCGCACUUUUUUCUACCGUGUGUGCGCUACAUCUUGAUAUGGUUGCUCAAACUAUACCAGAACAAGUGUGUAUCCGUGACUUUGUCAUGCAAGGUCAAUUGGUUAUCGUUUCAGUCACAUCAGAUGGGCAGGUCAAUGAUGGCCAGAUUUUAAGUUUGGAUGUCUUUGAUCGUAUGGGCAACCAGUAUCGCGAGAAGAAAGAUUUUGCUGGCAAUAUCCGUGUCACGUUUACCCCCUCUUACACUACCUCAUUUGAUAUCUGCUUGAAGAACGAAGCUCAAAUCGCUGGUAGGUCCUUGUCUCGUCAGGUUGAGGUUGAUAUUGAAAUAGGCUCUGAAGCGCGUGACUGGAGUAGAAUUCAAACAGCAGAGAAGUUGAAGCCGGUUGAAGUUGAAUUGCGUAAGAUCGAAGAAUUGACCGACGAAAUCGCAGAUGAAUUCAACUAUCUGAAGUCAAGAGAGGAAAGAUUGAGAGAUACCAACGAGUCCACUAAUAGAAGAGUUAGAAACUUCUCUGCCCUGGUCAUCUUCGUUUUCAUUUCGUUGGGUGUAUGGCAAAUAAACUAUUUGAAGAAAUAUUUUAGAGCUAAACACAUUAUCUAA